AUGAAAUUAACAUUACUUGUGCUGUGUGUAGCCCUUUUGGGUUCGAAUGCCAUGGUGAAUGGCUUCUUCUUUGGUGGCAAAGGUGGUGCCAAUGGUGGCGGUGGCUUUGCUGCCAAACUUUGUGCCAUGGGUAAAACCCAAUUCUGUACCACCGCACCAACUGUUGCCCCUACCACCACUACAACGACAACAGCACCCACUGCACCAACCACGCCAACAACUCCAACCACCACAGGCACUGGUACUGGUACAGCACCAACUGCUACCGGUACUACAACUUCAACUGGUUCUGGAACUUCACCUACUGGUACAGGUACUGCACCUACUGGCGGUGGUACUUCACCCACUGCUGGUGGCGGUGGUACUACACCACCUGCUACUUCUCCUACUGGAAGUGGUGGUGCCACACCACCAGCUACUUCACCAACAGCCCCUGCACCAGCACCAACCUCACCACCUGCCGCAACAGCACCAUCACCAGCACCCACAGCUACAGCGCCAUCGCCAGCACCAACAGCUACAGCACCAGCACCAGCCCCAACAGGUACAGCCCCAGCACCAACUCCCCGUGCCUUGGCUCUGGAUGAAAUUGAGGAGAAUGAAAUUGAAGCCGCCUCCGUUGAUGAGGAUGAAAAUGCUCUGGCCGAUGAUGAAGAUGAUGAGGGAGAACGUGCUCGCCGCCGUCGUCGUAUGCGCCGUACUCGCCGUCGCCAAAGACGUAAUCGUCGUAACCGUCGCAACAAGGCAGCUCGUCGUAAUCGCAAAAUCCGCCGCAAUCGCAGGCUACGCCGCCAGCGUAAAAAUCGUGCUGUGAGACGUCGUCGCAUUACCCGUCGCCGCAGGAAGAACAGGAGUGGUUAA
This is a messenger RNA of Musca vetustissima, 861 nucleotides long. RefSeq names its product skin secretory protein xP2-like. The coding region runs from base 1 to 861 and encodes 286 amino acids. The record is from RefSeq and is a predicted model, not a curated record. The transcript has a single exon. Lineage: Eukaryota; Metazoa; Arthropoda; Insecta; Diptera; Muscidae.